GCUAUUGGAGAGUACGGGAAGACCCAGGUCAGGUGAUCAGUGGAGGAGGUCGGGAAUUUAUCGAGUCUUACACAGUUAAGAGGAGCUCUCCGAAUGUGGGAUUUUUUCAAAAUAAAUAUUGAUACAUUUUGGUCUCGGCGGCGGGGAGGAAAAUUCAGGACUAGUUUGUAGAGAACAGCUCCGUCUCACUUCAGCUGGAUGUUGGGUUGUUGCCGGUUACAUUGUGGACGUCUGCGGUGCGAGAGGACAGAGAAGGCUGAAAUUUCUAUCAGACAGUACGAGGCGCUUGGUAAAGGUGUGUGCACUUAAUUUCUCCCCGGGAAGAUCCUGACAUCGUGAUCUCGCCCGGUUUAGAGGGUUACCACCAGCCGUAGUGAUGGCGGAGUGUGGGAGGAAGGCACUGUCACUCCUUGAAGCGGCCCGCUCUCGCUACGAGAGUUUGCAGAUUUCGGAUGAUGUUUUCGGGGAGUCUGGUGACGACAGCAGCGAUAACCCCUUCUACAGCACGUCGGGUGACUCUAACUCGGACAACAACACCCCGGAAUGCUGUGGGGACGAGCGGAGGACAGGCGAGGUUUGUUGCAGUCAACCCGCCCCCCCCGGCUCCCCAAACACCCAGGCAGAGGAGGAGGGCUGGAGUGACGCAGUCCGAGACAUCACGAUCCCCUCCUACACGGAUACCUGUGGGCCCACACAGAAGAUGCCCCCCACAGCUUCGGUGGUCGACUUCUUCCAGCUGUUUGUGCCAGACAAUGUAAUCCAGAACAUGGUGACACAGACCAACAUGUAUGCCAAGAAGUUCCAAGAGCGGUUCGGGAGCGAGGAGGGUUGGCACAGCGUGACUGUGCCCGAGAUGAAGGCCUUCCUCGGCUUCAUCAUCUCCACCAGCGUGCACCGCUGCGAGUCGGUGCUCAGCAUCUGGAGCAGCGGCUUCUUCGCCAACAAAAGUAUCGCGCCCAAGAUGAGCCAGGCUCGCUUCGAGAAGAUCCUCAAGUACUUCCACGUGGUGGCCUUCCGCUCCAGCCACGGCAGCCAGGGCCUCUACAAGAUCCAGCCCUUCCUGGACUCCCUGCAGCAGUCUUUCAGCAGCACCUUCUGCCCUUCACAGACCCAGGUACUGCAUGAGCCCCUGAUCGACGAGGACCCUGUCUUUAUUGCCACGUGCACAGAGAGGGAGCUGCGCAAGAGGAAGAAGAGGAAAUUCAGCCUGUGGGUGCGCCAGUGCUCAUCCACUGGCUUCAUCUGUCAGAUCUAUGUCCACUUGAAGGAGGGUCCAGGUCCAGAUGGCCUGGAUACACUGAAAAACAAGCCACAGCUGCACAGCCUGGUGGCCAAGCAGCUGUGCCAGGACCUGUCGGGCCGCAACGCCAUCAUCUUCACUGGCCCCAGCAUCACCAGCCUUCACCUAUUCCAGGAGUUUGAGAAACAAGACAUCUACUGCUGUGGUCUUCUGAGCUCCAGGAAGAGCGACUGCACUGGCCUACCCCAGUCCAUGCUAGGCAACUCCGAGGUUCUUCAGCACAGGGGCCAGUCCAGGACAAAGAUGAAAGGCAACAUGUCUUUGAUUUGCUGGUACAACAAGGGCAACUUCCGCUUCCUUACCAAUGCCUUCUCGCCCAGCAAACAAGGAGUCAUCAUCAAAAGGAAAAGAGGAGAGAUCCCCUGCCCUCUGGCUGUGGAGGCCUUCGCAGCUCACCUGAGCUACAUCUGCAAGUACGAUGACAAGUACAGCAAGUAUUUCAUUUUCCACAAGCCUAACAAGACCUGGCAGCAGGUGUUCUGGCUGACCAUAAGCAUGGCCAUUAACAACGCAUAUAUCCUGUACAAGAUGUCCGAUGUCUACCACGUCAAGCGAUACAGUCGGGCGCAGUUUGGGGAGAGGCUGGUGAAAGAGUUGCUGGACGUGGAUGACUGCUCUCCCACCGCGUGAAGGAUCAGACAUGCGUCGGCUCACAAAAAAAAAGAAAAAAAUGAUAAAACACAGCACGCCCUUCUCUCACCCAAACGCUGACCACUCGCUCGGUCACGCACUCAUUUCACACGAUCACAUGAGCCGUCCCUCUGAGAACAGAACCUGCCUUUGCUGUCGUACAACAGAAACUUUAUCUGAGAACAAACCCCCUUCUGCUUGUGGAUGGUGGGUUUUUUCUCAAAUUUUCUGUGUGAGAAAAGAAGGUUCACACACUAUCACAGCAAGGCUGUUCCCUGAAAUUGCAGGUGCCUCUGAGGUGAAUCCAACAACACGUCCGUACAUACAUUACGUAAUGUCCUCAGAGAAACGUUGCUGCAUGUGUUUGAAUCACACACCCAUUAAAAUGAAUGGCGGUAUAUUUAAAUUAGUGUAAAGAACUGAAGCGUGACUUUUUCAUUUCCACAGAUCGAAGGAACGCAAUGCAGUGUCUGUUAGUGUGUCAUUGUCUGUCAAAUGAGAUUUGUGUGCAUACUCAAGUCAUGUCAAAUAUUGUCUGUAGUGUCAUUAGUAAUAGGAGACGGCUGAGGACUUGAGAAAACCUCUGCUAAUAUACAUGCAAGAGGACAUAUAGGCACUUGGGUGCAUCGUGUUUGAGGGAUGAGACUGGGUUAUGGAACAAACGCUUCACCUUCCAUAGAACCGACCUAAGAGCUGAUGUCCGGCAGAUGUCCAUCGUUAUCCUCAAGCUUGCAUGUGACCUGCUUCACCCCAGCUGUCCUGCACUGAAACCAGGUUUGGAAUGAUGGAAUGAAAAGGAUGUUGGGAGGGUUUGGAUGAAAACCAGUGGGUCUGAAUGAGGAGAACCUAAAAUGAAUGAAUGGAUUUCUUUUUGCUCGUCCUGUCAUUAUCAUGCAUGACGGCACGCUGCGUGGUGAGUGAUCGCUCUUCCCCCUGUCCUCAGUGCUGUUUUGCUGCACUUUAAACAGCUGGCUGGGAGAAAGCCUCUUGAGUUAAUUGAAUCAUUGGGCUUCUUCCCCCGACAGUGUUUGAGAUCACCCUCAUGGCUGUAGCUCUCGUUCCUGUCCCCUGAGGUCAAAUAUUCAUACGAUGCCAACAGAUCCAUUAAGCUCAAAAAGUACUUUAACCACUUCAGUAAUAUAUUGGGCAGUCGUGACAAUAAUUGGCUGAAUUAGAAGAUGGAAAGACUGAGGCAUUGUUUUCCGUGAAUGUAUAACGGCAUCAUUCAUAAGAAUGUAAACAAAUAUGUGUAAAUCCGCCCAAAGUUUUAGUUCUGGUCUCGGUCUUAGCCCUGAUGUUCCCAGCUAAAUGCACUUUGUUUUGAUGUAGAAUGAUCUAUCUCAGGAUACCCUGGUAAUUCUGUCUGUGGGGAGAGCCAGAGACAUGCAGGGAUUUGCUGUUAAUGCUUUACUCAAAACACAAUGGCUCGAUGCCAAACGCCCAAAAGUGAAUGCCUGCUCGGGACCAUAUUGACAGGCACACUGUUGCUAGGCAAAUUAAUCUUGUCACAAAUUCUGCACAGAGCCCGCUGCUCUCAAAGGCAAUACCUCUUAAUAGUGAGUAGUGGCUCUACUCUAAUGAGUUACAGCUUCCUGCAUGUCCAGGCUGCCAAAGUACCUCCAUCAGCAUUGUGGGCAACACCUUGAUUUGGAGACGGGUGAGUGAAAGUUAGUGGGCUGUAGGUGCAAAAGACAAAUCCCAUGUCAAAACCUUAAUGAUUUCUCUUUAGUCUAUUUGUAACAAUGGUACUUCAAUAUUGUUUUAUAAACAUUUUGGAAAUGUAAUUGAAAAUUGGAGUGAUGAUGGUGCUGCUUGUGAUUAUGGGUACCUGGAAAAUCUGGAUUCUGUAACAGAGCUAGCAUAAAACCUCUAACUAGGACAGAGUUGAAAAAAUUAUUCCUAUUGCACACCCACAUUCAUCACUGAGAUAGCCAUCCAGUUUAUCUGAUGCUGCAAUACAUGCAUAUAUGCUGUUGUCUCACAAAAUUACUUAACCCUUAUAUGUGCUACAAUGUAGGUACAUGCUGUAACUUCUAAUUCUCUGUCAUUGUUUGAUGUUUAUGUAAUGUGUGAUCACAUGAAAUAUUGUGGUUACGUGUGGUAGGGCUAGGGCAACUGUGGCAUGAGAAAAUGUGCAAUCCCAUAAUCCACACAGUCAUACUGCAUAGUUGUGGAUAUGUAAAUGCUGUUGUUACAUAUAGAAAUCGUAGGUGAAAUUGUUCUUGCAGUGCUAUGUAAUUUCCGGAUAAUUGCACAGAUUACCAUUAAGGGGCAUAACAAUAAUGUGAUUUAAAAGUGUUUAUUUGUUCUUUAUGAUUAACACAGGGCGAAAAUGUGACACACUAAUGCAAUAUAUAUGAACAUGUGGCACAUUAAAAUAUGUAAUACAUUUUGUAAGAUUUUAAUAUUUUGAAGCUUAAAUUCAAACUAUGGUUGUUUAAAAGUGUUUGGUUAGAUUACCAAACAUUUUUAAAUGAUCCAUGGUUGACACAUACAGUACAACUUAAAUAUUUCCUUCCUUAAAUUUUUUUUUUUUACAUAUUAAACUGUUCCAGUACACUUGAUAACGUAAAAUAAUCUCAAACACAGACAGAUUACUAAUUGUAAAUAUUUGUCAUAAAUAAUUAUACAGUAGGUGUUCUGUACAAACACCUUCAUGGGAAUACAUAUUAAUUUACCAGGAUUUCAUGUUGACUCACUCUAUAGUUAUAUCUCUGUAACUGUGUGUCUGAGACACUCAAUGAGCAUAGAUCUGUUUCCAAGAAUCUGUACUAAACAUCACAUCUGCCUGCCACUUUCAAGUACAGAACAUCUCAUUAAGUCGACUAUAAACAAACUUAUAGACUGCCAAGUCACUACAUGGCAGUCAGUGCACUUUAAAAAAACCCUGCCAUAUUUGCAUAUACUGAGUGGAUUGUUUGCAAAUACAUUUGAUGGAAAUUUCUUCUCUGGUUUCUGUGUUUGCUGUUCUUUGGUGUGUGGUCAUUUUAAGGCACUAUGAUUUCUAAAGAGCACUGUGAGCUUUAGGUUGCAAUGGUAGGCCAGCUCAUUGAACACUAACAAUCUUCAUUAUUUUCAGAAUAUUAAAGAAAGAAAAUACUCACAUAGCCUACUGAAUUGGCACUGUAUGUAUGCACUGGGGUGUAAAAUAUGUAUUUGUAUAUAAAUAUAUCUAUAUCACAGAUUUUUAAUUAAAAUGAAAUGUGUGUAUACACGUACACAAACCUGUGUUGUUGCUGAUGUUAGACACACGAUUGUAUUUGUUUUCUUUUCUCUUCACUUUGGAAAGUGUCAUCUGUGUGUGUGAUCUAAGUACAGUAUGUCAUUGUGUGUAUGCAUGUGUGAUCACAGCCAGUCUCAAGUUGACCAAAAUGUUUGGCUUCCUUGUUGUUGUCAAGGACGAUUCUCUGAAUGCCUGUUCACAGAAAUUGUCAUUCAUUUACCCCACGUGGAAAAAGCCAGAAAAAAGUCAAAGUUUACAGGAAGCCCCCUAAAACAUGCUAUUUGGCAUCAUCUGCCAUCAGGAUUAAGAUAUUUAUGGAUGUUUUCUAUGGGCAGUCAAAGGAUGGUGGCACUUGUUCAGCCAUUACAGCCGUAGUGGUAACACCACACACAGCUAAUUAACAACACAACUGAACAGAUCAUGUGCCGCACGCGCCAUUUCAAACCGAAGAUGUUCAAGAUGUUUUCCAAGGUAUUCAAGUUUAUUUCAUGAUUUUAAUGAACUUAAUGACAAAAUUAAUAAGAGCCAAAGGGUGUGUCAUUGCAGAGAAUAUUCAAUGUAUUAAUCAGUGACUGUGUAAUCCCUCUCUGUUUGCUGUUAAUGAAAUGUUGUUGACCGCAUCAAUGGAAUGCCUUGUACUGGAUGCAUGGUGGGACUCUGCUGAGUUCACUAUUGUCUGUCUCUUCUUGACUUACCAAUGGCGUGUUUGUAUGUGUUGUGUUUGAGAAAUUUACUGAGUGGUGCUGGAAAUAUUUUCAGACUCAAAAUUUCACCCAAGCGUGAUUUUAUUUACUGAUUUAAUUUAAACUCUCAGGUCAAGUUCUGUGAUGUCCUUUACUGUUGCUAGUAAUGAAGAAAUGCAUGCUUAUUACAACUCAAGCUCACUCAUAGUGACUACAGAGCAGAGUGGAAGUAAAUUGCUGUGUAGUCAACUGUUUAAAAGAUCAUUUCACAGCACCUGCUUCUUAUUUCCAUGUAAGUCAGAGUCAUAGUUUUUUAUGUUUACAUUGUAAACUAAUAUGUAUUGAAGUUGCAUUAAAAGCUGUUAUCAAAAAGGC
Messenger RNA from Anguilla anguilla (European eel), 6211 nucleotides. Its product is annotated as piggyBac transposable element-derived protein 5-like. Gene Ontology annotation, cellular component: nucleus. Bases 377 to 1930 code for a protein of 517 amino acids. The transcript has 7 exons. Gene Ontology annotation, biological process: non-replicative DNA transposition. Lineage: Eukaryota; Metazoa; Chordata; Actinopteri; Anguilliformes; Anguillidae. The record is from RefSeq and is a predicted model, not a curated record. Gene Ontology annotation, molecular function: transposase activity.